AUGUCGGCGAAUAAUGCAACCCGGCGCUUUAUCGGUGGUUGGCGGCGUACGUUCUCCGUCAAGACACCUCUGAAGAAACCCCCCACCAGCAAAGCGGCCAACGCCGUCACAUCCGGACAGGCUUCAAGAUGGACUGGUGCUUCAGUAUUUGCUCUGGCAGCAACUACGGGAAUUGUGGGAUAUGGUCUAGCUACCUUUGCAUCGGAUGGCUCUCUGGGGACACGUACCACAUCACUUUAUGAUUGCAAGUCACCAGUGCCCAAGUAUGCCUCCGUGAAGGAAAUGGAGACUGCGUUAGAUGAGAUACGGUCAGAGUUAAAGGCCCUCGGAGAAGAUGACGAUAUCAUUAGUAUCGAUACUGAGGACUUACAUGCACAUGGCUACUCAGAAUGGUCUACGGUUAACCCUGACGGGCUUCCCGUAGCCGUUGUAUAUCCACGAUCAACGGAACAGGUGUCGGUAAUUGCUCGCAUCUGCCACAAAUACCGAAUCCCUCUUAUUGGGUAUUCGGGGGGUUCUAGUCUGGAAGGACAUUUCUCAGCUCCUUACGGUGGCAUCAGCGUAGACUUUGCCUACAUGGGCAAAAUCUUGCAACUCAAUAAAGAAGAUAUGGAUAUUGUCGUUCAACCAAGUAUUGGGUGGCAAGAUCUUAAUGAACAGCUCAAGAAAUGGAACAGUGGGCUCUUUUUCCCUGUAGAUCCUGGCCCGAGUGCCAAGAUCGGUGGAAUGAUAGGAACCAAUUGUUCAGGUACCAAUGCAGUCAAAUAUGGAACGAUGAAAGAUUGGGUUAUUAACCUCACCGUCGUAUUGGCCGAUGGAACAAUCAUUAAGACAAGGCGGCGUCCAAGAAAAAGCUCAGCCGGAUACAACCUCAACGGGAUGUUUGUAGGCAGUGAAGGCACGCUUGGCCUGGUUACAGAAGCUACCCUCAAACUCGCCAUCGUACCCGAAGAGACUUCGGUGGCUGUCGUCAGCUUCCCCACCAUCCGCGAUGCCGCAUCCGCCGCAGCGGGCGUUAUGCAGGCGGGUAUCCCCGUGGCCUGCAUGGAGGUCAUGGAUGACGUCCAGAUGAAAGUGGUGAACCUUGGGGGUGCGACAGCCCCCAAAGUAUGGAAGGAGGCGCCGACGUUGUUUUUCAAGUUCGCCGGGACGAAGGCGAGCGUCCAGGACAACAUCAAGCAGGUCGAGACCAUCACGAAAGCUAACCUGGGAAGCAACUUCGAAUUCGCCAAGAGCGAGAGCGAACAGAAGCUUUUGUGGUCGGCGCGGAAAGAGUCGUUGUGGUCGAUGUUGGCUCUCCGAAAAGGAGGCGAGCAAAUCAGCAAGAAAGAGAUGGACGAGAUGGGGCUCUUCGCCUCGAUCCUGGGACACAUCGGCGACGGCAACUUCCACGAGAGCAUCAUGUACGACCGCACCAACCCGGCCGAGGUCGAAAAGGUCGAGAUGUGCGUCAAGAACAUGGUCAACCGCGCGCUCGACAUGGAGGGCACGUGUACUGGCGAACACUCCAUCGGGUGGGGGAAGAAGGCCUCGCUGCUCCGCGAGGUGGGACCUGAUACCGUGGGGGUGAUGAUGCAGAUCAAGAAGGCGCUGGAUCCGCUCUGGAUCUUGAACCCGGGGAAGAUCUUUGAUGUGACUCCCGACUGGAAAGACUGGGAGAGCCUGACUAUCCGAAUCUCAUCCCUUCCCCAGCUAGUCACAACUCUUGACCUAGCUUCGCAUUUCCAGCGGUACGGCAAAAUUUAUUUUAUUGAGAUUUACGAGCCCAGGAAGGACACUGCCAUACUCCGCUUUGUGCCUCCCCCAUCUGCACCAUGCUGGAAUGAUCGGGUAGUUAUGAAAAUCGGUGGACAAGAGUACAAUGUCACGGUCAUGCUGCUACCACACAAACCUCCACAGAACGUUCUCACGCCCGGAGGACGUAUUUUCUCCCCAAAGUUGAAGAUUGAACCUCAAAGGCUCCAGUUUGGCCUGCUUUCCCAACCUGAUGAGUUUAUGACGAUGAGAACCAUACGGAACAGACAAUGUGAUGAUUUCCAGUUCUUGUUGGAUCUAAAGUCGAGGGCAAUUGAGCUAGAUUUUCCAUGUGUCGUCGAUGACCCUCGCCGAGCCGACUCCAUGCUUCAACACCCGUCGCCAAUCGGGGAACUUGAAGACAUAAUAUCACUUUUAGUGUUUCAGGAAGAUAUAUCAACGUUCUCUGUGCUGAUUCCGCUCCAAAGCCCCCCAAUCUUCUUCAAAAGAGGCGAUAGUAAAGAAACACACUCCGAGGAAAGAGCUGUAUGGAUGGAGCGGUUUCUAUGGAAUCGGUCUGUGAGCGUCAUGUACGACACGGCAUGGUUCAAGCAUGACAGUGCUUCCCUCCAUACGAAACACCGCUUUAUCGAUAUUGGAAGAUGGACGACAUACAAAGCCACAUUUGCGUUGACAAAUUCUAAUUUGUCGAUGUGGGAGGUGAUGAGGAAGGCGUUGGAAGAUUUCAACAUUCCGGCUCGAGACGUUGCUAUUGAUAGCUUUCGCACGGUCCCGGCGACUAUGUCAGAGUUUUGGAAUACACUGGAACCGAAAGCAAGUAGAGGGAAUGUCGCACUCCUCGCCGCAACUGAAGAAAUUCGCCUUCCAUAUGAAGUGCGAUACCAGCUCGAAGUUUGCAUCUCUCAAGGGUAUUUCGAUGAGGUCAACCUCAGCAAUGACUUUCUUCGCAAACUCGCCGAACUCUCUAGAACACGUAAGAAGAAGAGGAACCGCGCAAAUGAUCUCCUUACCUACGUUGCCGAAUCGGGAGGUCCGGAUUUGAAUAAUGAUUAUAAUCUUUUCCCUAAGCGAUUUUACGAUCCCAUGGCACUUUUUGAGGAUAGGAAGGCCUUGACAUAUUACCCAGAGCUUGGAGCUCCGUCUCAUUGUGCCUGGGUUAGGAAGGUCGUCAUAACGCCUUCCACAAUGUAUCUGAGUACUCCUAACCCAGAGCCUUCAAACCGGGUACUACGACAAUUCGCUCGAUAUUCUGAUCGGUUUUUGCGAGUUCAAUUUACCGAUGAGCUUGUAAAAGGCAAGAUAUUCUCGUCGCCUGAGAGUUCACAGUCAAACGCUCUGUUCAAUAGAAUAUUUCGCGCGUUCAUAAAUGGGAUUGAUAUUGGUGGUCGCCACUUUGAGUUCCUUGCCUUUGGUAAUUCUCAGUUCAGGGAAAAUGGAGCCUACUUCUUUGCACCUACGGACCAUAUCGACUGCAACCAGAUUCGUGCCUGGAUGGGGGACUUUGCACACAUCAGGGUUGUAGCCAAGCAUUCAGCCCGACUAGGUCAAUGCUUUUCUACAACCAGAGCAGUGACCGAUAGCCCUAUUAGCCAGAGUGUCGAAGAAAUAGAUGAUAUUUAUAGGAAUGGUUGGUGUUUCACAGAUGGCGUCGGGAAGAUCUCCCCACAACUAGCUGAAUAUGUUGCCAAACCUCUCCGCCUGAAGAAAGGAUUUCUCCCCUCGGCGUUUCAAUUUCGGCUCGGUGGUAGCAAGGGUUUGCUGGUUUGCUGGCCUGAUAUGAAGUUCAACAAAGUCAGCCUACGACCAUCUCAGAAAAAAUUCAACGCUCAAUCCUCCCAUUUAGAGAUUGUUAAACCCUCUUGCUUCUCGGUGGCCACACUAAACCGCCAAACAAUUACUAUUCUUAGCUGCCUGGGCAUUCCUGAUGAGGCAUUCUUGCGGAUGCAACAUGAACAAUUAAUAGAAUACGACCAAGCAUUGAUGGACCCGAUGACAGCCAUGCGUCUCUUGACCAGGUUUGUCGAUCAGAAUGGGAUUACUACAAAGGUCGCCCAAAUGAUUAGUGAUGGUUUCAUGAGUACUAGGGAGCCUUUUUUCAUGUGCAUUCUUCAGGUGUGGCGGGCAUGGUCGUUACGACUACUUCGCGAGAAAGCCCGUAUCGUGGUUGAAAAGGGCGCCUUUGUGUUUGGCUGUGUCGACGAGACUGAUACGCUUCGAGGUUAUUACGAACCAAAAGUUGUCUUCAAUAAAGAGGGGUUGCCAGCCCAAGCCUCAAAGCAGGAGCUUCCCCAGAUAUUCCUUCAAGUGCCAAGACCAGGAUUAUCUCCAGACAACUUGAACAGCUAUGAAGUUAUUACGGGACUUUGCGUUGUGGGCCGCAACCCGUCCUUGCACCCUGGUGACAUACGUGUUGUUGAGGCUGUAGAUGUCCCUGCGCUCCAACACCUGCGUAAUGUUGUUGUCUUCCCAGCCAGUGGAGACCGUGAUAUCCCAUCCAUGUGCUCAGGCGGCGAUCUGGAUGGUGAUGAUUUCUUUGUUAUCUGGGAUCCUUCUCUGAUACCGCCGGAGCGAAACCAUCCCCCUAUGAUACACGAGCCAGCACAGCCAGAGGAACUUACUCGGGAUGUGCGGCCGAGUGACCUCGUCGCAUUUUUUGUUGCUUACAUGAAGAACGAUUCACUCAGUACCAUUGCCCACGCACAUUUAGCGCAGGCAGAUAGACUUGAUGGAGGUCCAAAACACCCGACAUGUGUGGAACUAGCCCAUCUGCAUUCUAACGCCGUCGACUACCCAAAGUCAGGCCAGCCUGCGCGCCUCAAAGCAUCACUGCGUCCAAGGGACUAUCCACACUUCAUGGAAAAGUCAGGGAAGUCAUAUUACUCUAGGAAAAUCCUCGGACAACUCUACGACGUUGUCCACAAACCAGAGUUCCAUCCACACUUCAACGGCGCAUUUGAUGAACGUAUCCUUCGACGGUUUGCAAUUACGGAUGACGUGCUGAGGAAAGCUAGGAUUAUCAAGGCGCAGCAUGACAGGGCACUCAAGAAGAUCAUGAACCAGCGCGAGAUCAACACCGAAUUCGAGAUAUGGAGUACUUUUGUGCUGGCAAAACCUCGUGUGGGCAGCGAGUACCGGAUGCAGGAAACAUUGGGCCCAAUCAUCGCUGGUCAUUUUGAGAGGUUCAGAAACGCAUGCAUUCGCGUGGCAGGUUCGCGGGAGCCAGAUGUUCUGUAUCCCUUCAUCGCGGCUGCUUAUCGCGUUACAUGGGAAGCAGUUCAGGUGGCGCUCUACAAUGCAAAUCCCCAUUUUGGCGAUUUAGCUCUCGACCAGUCGAUGCCAUUUAUAAGCUUUCCCUGGGUCUUUGACCAGGAGCUUGGUCCCUCCUCCUCUCACCCCUCCUCUAAUUCCACAUUAUCCGACAACAUGGCCGACAUCCAGGAGCUGCUCAAGAAGAAGUUUGGCGGUGCCGCCCCUGCCCGAACUGGUAUGUCCCGUCUUGUCCCGUCUUUGCUAUCAUACCAUUCGAUCCGACACCGGCAACGUGAACCGCAAGGCUGA
This is a messenger RNA of Xylaria bambusicola, 5313 nucleotides long. Its product is annotated as RNA dependent RNA polymerase-domain-containing protein. Gene Ontology annotation, biological process: siRNA processing. Gene Ontology annotation, molecular function: RNA-directed RNA polymerase activity; nucleic acid binding; FAD binding. The transcript is spliced from 9 exons. The coding region runs from base 1 to 5313 and encodes 1770 amino acids. Gene Ontology annotation, cellular component: nuclear RNA-directed RNA polymerase complex. The record is from RefSeq and is a predicted model, not a curated record. NCBI's taxonomy places the organism in Eukaryota, Fungi, Ascomycota, Sordariomycetes, Xylariales, Xylariaceae.